UGAAGACAACGCAAUCUGGCUGUGCCGGUUCCCCUCUGCCUAGAUCACUUAGAAUAUCCAUAGUUAGCAAUACUUUAAUCGUUUAAUGCAGCGAUAUAGCCAGUUAUUAAUGCCACAUUGUAGAUUUUAGCCUGUUCCAAUCAUCCUUAUAUCGAGUUAAUGAAAUUUAUGAAAUUGCCUACCGUUCAAAUCGCUCUCUGUUGUUAGCACCACACUGAUUAACUACAAUGUUCCAAUUUUUUAGAAUUAUGUCCGACAUAAUUCUAAUUUUUGCUGUUACAGCAGAUAGUUAUGGUGAAAUGGCACGCAGGAAUAAGUCAUCCCUGUCCUCCAAAAAGCACAUGAAAAGGAAGAAUUGAAGCAAUCUCAAGAGAAAAGAAGGGAAUCUGGAUCCUUCGUCGGAUCGUCACAGAGCUUAGAGGGGAGCUCUACGCUUCACUGGCCAUGCAAAGCAGGGAGAGUGACGGAGGCGGAGGCACUGCUGGCUGCUGGAGCGGACAUUAACAAGCUGGACAGAGCGCAGUUGAACCCUUUCAUGGACGCGAUCAACUCAGGACAGGUCGACUGUGCUAGAUGGCUGCUGAGGCAAGACGGUUGAAAGCUUCAGCCCGAGAUAUGGUCGUUUUGUAGGGAGAGGGGGCUAGAGUCAGUGCUAACAGCUUAACAGAAGCAAGGUACGGAGAGCGAUCCAUGGCUGUCCCGAUAGACCCACUCAGACUCCUGCCGGAAGAUACUCCUCCGGUUGAUCCAGAUGAGACAGUUCUAGCAGAUGAUCAGUUACAGACUGAAGAACAUAUCCCACAGAUCAAUGCGUCAACAUCUGCAAAUGAAGCUGAUAUCAGAAUCGAAAUGAUGAUGGUACUACACGAGAUGCUCAUGGAAAAGGUAUCAGUUUGCUUUUCUCCUCCCACGAGCAGUACAAAGUGUGGGUUCAACUUUAAUCUGAUAGAAGAUAUCGUAUGCGGAACCCAAGCCCGGCUAUGUCUGUACAUAAUAACGAAAGAAACCGGUUAUGCUGCGAGGGCGUUUAGCUCGAUAGAUGUUGAAAAUGCCCACUGCAUUAUAAAUCAUUUGGACCGCCGAGGGGUCCAAAACUCCUCAAUCGAAGAGCUUAGUAGACAUGUCAGCAACCUACAGAGACUUCAAAUUCUCAGGAAAACCUCUCUAGGACGGAAGCUUUAUACUCCGACAUCCACAAUUUACCACGCCCCUGAGAUCGACAAAGGUCUUUCUGAUAGAUUGACUUCCAGCCAAUUCGAUCUAUCGAAGCCGAGUGGGAAGAACAAAGAACUGAAACCCAUGGUCGCAACGAUGCUCCUCGCGGACAAGGGAGAGUUAGGGCCAUCGGUGGUCACAAGACUGCAGAAUAUUUAUUUUUUUAAGCGUUGAGGUUGUCACGAAAGCGUACUGUAACGGGACUGUAUCAGAUUUGAGUGAUUUGAUUUUGUGAUUCGCAGUUCACGUGAUUUUAUUGUGAUCUUAGACUGUAAAAACUAUAAAGGUUCAAGUUGAACUAUCGUCGCCAUGAUUAUGUAUUUUGGAACUGUUCACGUUGAAAUUGCUUCGUUAAUCAGCAGUCUUCCUUGGUUACCUUCUACUGUGUA
Molecule: messenger RNA, 1604 nt
Organism: Bolinopsis microptera
Lineage: Eukaryota; Metazoa; Ctenophora; Tentaculata; Lobata; Bolinopsidae
Exons: 7
Coding region: 691-1389 (232 amino acids)
Source: RefSeq, a predicted model, not a curated record